AUGGGUUCGCCCGUUCCCAUUCUCCUAUCUCUAUUUUCUUUGGUGUACUGCUGUGCCCCACCCGGCUUCGUUCAGAGCAGUGACCCAGCUCAAGUUGGAGCUCGAUGCUCAGAUCUAAUUCUUUAUCCCGUAUCAGCCGUUGAUCAAAGUGACCAGUACAGAUUCGACUACAGCGACGUUUCAUUUGGUAAUACACAUGCUCAAGGAGCUACAGUCGCUAUAACAUGUUCAACUGGAGGACAACCUGCGACAGUAGAAGGAUACGAUCAACAAAGGGCAUCAAUCUCGGCUGCACCAAGUCUACUAGCCACUUGUACUAAUGUCGGUGGAAGUCAAUACACUUGGACGAUAUUGGGCAGAAUUCUCCAGUUCGUCGAUUGCAGGUUUUGA
Messenger RNA from Auanema sp. JU1783, 390 nucleotides. NCBI's taxonomy places the organism in Eukaryota, Metazoa, Nematoda, Chromadorea, Rhabditida, Rhabditidae. The record is from the annotation of a GenBank genome assembly.